AUGAGUGAAAACAAACCUCCAUUCUCAUUCACCAUCAUCAUUUUUAUGGCCAUAGAAAGUUCAGUUCAUAAAAAAUUGCCCGUUAAAAAAAUUUAUGACUGGGUCCUCGAUAACUUUCCAUACUUUCGAAUGGUCAGAUCGGGAUGGAAGAAUUCAAUUAGGCAUAAUUUGUCACUCAAUAAGUGCUUCAAGAAGAUUGGUAUUGAGGUCGGUAAGAAGUCUCAGUGGUGUGUUGACGAGAGGUGCCAUUCAGAACUCGUCAGAGCUGUCAGCUGCUUGUCAUUCCAUCCACACAUCAACAGCAGCAGUUACAUCAACAGCUGGGGAAAGGUACAACUAAAGACCAAUUUCUGUGACGUCAUUAAUGAUAAUCAUCGUCAGUCGAAGCGUGAAUGCCAUAAGGAAGGCGUAGAUGACGAUUGUGUUGAUGUUUGCAAUGGCACUGACGUUCAAGAUGGAAAAAUGCGUCAGAUCUCUAAUAAAGGUUUUUUUUUAUUAAAUCUCCAUCACACUUCCAUCAUCACAUCAUCAUCAUCAUCUUAUUACAUCAUCAUCAUCGUCACAUCAUCAUCAUCACACAGUUGA
This is a messenger RNA of Helobdella robusta, 585 nucleotides long. RefSeq lists its product as hypothetical. Lineage: Eukaryota; Metazoa; Annelida; Clitellata; Rhynchobdellida; Glossiphoniidae. Bases 1 to 585 code for a protein of 194 amino acids. The record is from RefSeq and is a predicted model, not a curated record. Gene Ontology annotation, biological process: regulation of DNA-templated transcription. Gene Ontology annotation, molecular function: cis-regulatory region sequence-specific DNA binding; DNA-binding transcription factor activity. Gene Ontology annotation, cellular component: nucleus. The transcript is spliced from 2 exons.